GGAGAAAUUUAAAGGUCAGUGCGGCACUUUCUGUGAAUCACAAGCUUCUGCGAAACGAUAAGCUUAAACACCACGAACCUUCAUUUCCACUGCUGCUACGCUUUCCUUGUCACUUGAAAAUGUCUGGAAAUGAGAACACCGAGCGUCUGAACAAGUUCAAGAACAAAGGCAAAGAUGCCAAUGAACUUCGACGCAGGAGAGUGGAGGUGAACGUCGAGCUCCGCAAGGCGAAGAAAGAUGAUCAGAUGUUCAAAAGGAGAAAUGUGGCAGCGUUUCCUGACGAGGCGACUUCUCCUCUGCAGGAAAGGACCCAGAACUGCCAGGCCUCCAGACAGUGGACAGUUGAAGAGAUUGUUGCAGGCGUGAACAGCGGUGUUGCAGAAACCCAGCUCCAGGCCACACAGGCUGCACGAAAACUCCUGUCUCGUGACAAGAAUCCUCCCAUUAACCAGCUGAUCAGCGCCGGCCUCAUCUCCAAGUUCGUGGCCUUCCUGGGGCUGGCCGACUGUCCUCCAAUCCAGUUCGAGGCUUCAUGGGCUCUGACCAACAUUGCCUCUGGGACGUCUGAUCAGACAGCUGCAGUUGUGGAGGGCGGGGCCAUCCCUGCCUUCAUCAGCCUGGUCACAUCCCCCCACCAGCACAUCAGCGAGCAAGCUGUCUGGGCCCUCGGAAACAUUGCUGGUGAUGGAUCUGCACUAAGAGACAGAGUCAUCAAGCAUGGAGCUGUGGCCCCUCUGCUCUCUCUGCUGGCAGUCCCUGACCUGUCUGUGUUUAACACCGGCUAUAUGAGAAAUGUCACAUGGACUCUGUCUAACCUCUGCCGCAACAAGAACCCCUCCCCUCCUAUGACCGCCAUCCAGCAGAUCUUACCUGCUCUGAUUCGCCUGCUACACCAUCAUGACCCGGAGGUGCUGGCCGACGCCUGUUGGGCUGUUUCAUACCUGACAGAUGGCCCUAAUGAACGCAUUGAGGUGAUCGUUCAGACUGGCUUGGUUCCUCGCCUGGUGAACCUGCUCGGCUUUGAAGAGCUGCCUGUCGUUACCCCAGCGCUGCGUGCCAUCGGCAACAUCGUGACCGGUACAGACGAGCAGACUCAGGCGGUGCUGGAUGCCGGGGCUCUGACCAUGUUCACCCACUUGCUGCGCCACAAAAAAGCCAAUAUCCAGAAGGAGGCAGCCUGGACUCUGUCCAACAUCACGGCAGGGAAAGACACCCAGAUCCAGGAGGUCAUCAACGCAGGCCUCAUUCCAUACAUCAUCCAAAUUCUUGUCCAGGGUGACUACAAAACUCAGAAGGAGGCAGUGUGGGCUGUUACAAACUUCACCAGUGGGGGCACUGUUCAGCAGGUGGUCUACCUUGUUCAGGCCAAUGUGCUUGAGCCUCUCCUGAAUCUUCUCUCCUCAAAGGACAGCAAAACCGUCCUCGUUAUCUUGGAUGCAAUUACCAAUAUCUUCAUGGCUGGGGAUAAAAUUGGGGAGUCAGACAAGCUGAGUCUGAUGGUUGAAGAAUGUGGUGGACUGGACAAGAUCGAGGCUCUGCAGUCUCAUGAGAAUGAGAUGAUCUACAAAGCAUCCCUCAACCUGAUUGAGAAAUACUUCUCUGAAGAGGAGGAGGAGGUGCAGUGUGUGGCCCCAGAAUCAACCACCGACGGUUAUUCAUUCCAAGUCGGUGACAACCAGAGCGCUUUCAGUUUCUAGAAACCUUUCAGACCUCGACUCUCUUUACUGUACCCUCAUCACUACUGUCUGUCUUUUCUUCAUGUGAUUGUGGACUUUUGCGGUCUUUGUAUGUAUUGUACAUACUGUUUUUUAAUAUGAGAAAAAAAACAUGAUUGUAAAUAAAGUUGUCAGAUCAUG
Centropristis striata (black sea bass) is the source of this 1856-nucleotide messenger RNA. RefSeq names its product karyopherin alpha 2 (RAG cohort 1, importin alpha 1) (gene kpna2). Gene Ontology annotation, cellular component: nucleus; cytoplasm. Lineage: Eukaryota; Metazoa; Chordata; Actinopteri; Perciformes; Serranidae. Bases 120 to 1697 code for a protein of 525 amino acids. Gene Ontology annotation, molecular function: nuclear import signal receptor activity; protein binding. The record is from RefSeq and is a predicted model, not a curated record. Gene Ontology annotation, biological process: NLS-bearing protein import into nucleus. The transcript is spliced from 11 exons.